GCACUAUGUCCUCCUCCAAAGACUCUAAGCCUCUCCCUCUCGGCAACACUCUGAAAGAUCUUGCAUUACUGCGCAUCUCAGGGGAAAAUCUCUCGUCCCUGGUACCUGUGCCUCAGGACAAAUCAUCAACACCAGAGAAUGCGGAAGUUGAUCGGUCAUUCGAAGAGCGUAGGGGAGCAGGUAGAAGCGGUGCGGACCAAAGUGGAAGAUUUGCAGAAGUCAAUGUUUUGAAGGCCCGUUCGAGCACGAUACAAGAUUGGACCACUGGAGUUCGACGUCGAGGCUAUUCGCCAGCUGGGUUCUUAUCCCCAGGUUCCAUUGAUCCGGAUCUUCGUUGCGAUCGCUGUGAUUUAGCUACCAAGUAGCUACAUACAGCUAGCAGCCUGCACGCAUACACGCAUAUAGUGUCAGAUAACAGUUCAGCCUACUGCCCGUCAAUCAUUCUGUGAAUCAUACACAUGUGCGACGCGUGCUAGGCGAGGGCACAUUCAGCCAUGUUUGGCGCAUAGAUAUCAGAUAUCGCUUCUGCCUUUGGCGAGUUGCAGGGCUCUCGCUAUUACUAUAGGGAACGCGGUGACUAUGCGCCUGUUUUCCAUGCUUGGGUUGCUGCGUAUCGAUAUCUGUGCUUGAAUCGAAGGCGCCACCCAACGCCGCUCAGACAACAAAGGGUUACUAAUAAGUAGACGUUUUGUCAGGAUAAACAACAUAAGCGCGACCGGAUGCACGUGGUACAAAAGGCCACGAACUUUUUUGGCCUCGGACUCGGCAAGGGUUAUCAGCAACCACCACGGACGGUCAUGAGCGAAGGCGUUGUGCAGGCUCUUUUCGCUCUGAGAGUGCUGGGACCGGUCGCCGUCGGCCUCUCUUGGCUCUCGCUACUCUCGGCCACUCCAUCGACUCCCAUCGAGGUCGCAGAAAUCACACGUGUUGUGGUGCCGACUAUCCUCCCCCGUCGCGGGCUCAUCUUGACCCUUCUUUCUCUCUCUGCUCUCUCUUUCCUUGCUCAAGGACUCGUCUUCACCGUCUAUGCUGUUAUCGACAAGACCUGGCCACCAGGGACCGGCAUUGAAUACAAUGCCCUCUUGGGCCUGGUUGCCUUCGCAGGGUUUGCUGUCUUCGGUGCAUGGAGAGAGAUUCGUGGCGUCAGUGUUUGGUCCUCGCGACGGAUCAGAUUUGCGGUGGUCGUUUCCGUGGUCGUUGACCUUGCCAUUGCUCUCUUACUUGGCAAGUCUCUGGGAUUGACCGGACGGUCCCGGAUCCCCAUCAACCAGGAAACUGUUCAAGUCAUCUUCCCCAUCUUGCGUGUCUUUAGUGGCACAGUCCUCGUCUUCGCUCUGUCUUCACCCAGGAUCGUCUACAAGGCUGUUACACAAGACCAGGCUCCAGAGUCUUCGAUUGCCGAGGAAUCCUCCCUUCUUCCUGCUCCAUCCACGGGUCUUUCUCCUGUCUCUGCUGAGGCUGCGAGCAAGUAUGGCACUUUCGGAGUGGCACCCUCUGAGACGAGUUUGAAUCCGACGACUCGGGGUCCUAGUCCGAUGCGGGCCGAUGUUGCCGAUAGCAAGAAACUUGCGUCUUCAGAAGUCUCGCUGGAUCCAUCUUGGAGGGAGAUUUGGCGACGUCUAGCUCGCCUCAGUCCUUACUUGUGGCCAUCGAAGAGCAGGUCGCUGCAGCUCUUGGUUGUACUCUGCAUUGUGAUCGUUCUCGUGGGCCGUGUUGUCAAUGCCAGCAUUCCUUUCGCUCUAGGAGAGAUGGUCAGCAUCUUCGAGGGCCAGUCGAGCCGAUCAAUCUGGCCUGUUCUUCUUGUGUAUGUAGGACUGCGGUUCCUGCAAGGCAGCGGUGGAUUGGCUGCUCUUCGUGACUAUCUUUGGAUGCCUGUUCUCCAAUACUCGGAUCGCGAAAUGUCUCAACUAGCUUUCGACCAUCUUCUCCAGCUUUCCCUCUCAUUCCACACCCAUCGCAAGACAGGCGAGGUCCUUCAGGUUCUCCUGUUCACGAUCGUGCCGACCUUGAUCGAUAUUGCUGUCGCGCUUUUCGUCUUCUGCUUCAAGUUUGAACUGCUGCUUGCGAUUGUCAUCUUUGUGGUGAUGGUGGCUUAUUUCUCGUCGAGCGUCAUCAUCACGCGCUGGCGCACGAAACUGCGGCGAGAAAUGAAUGAACGGGAUAUCGUCACCCGGGGCAUUCACACCGACUGCUUGCUCAACUACGAGACUGUCAAGUACUUCGGGGGCGAAGAACACGAGGGUCGGCGCUACCGCGAGGCUGUCCAGGGCUAUCAGCAGCUUGAAUCGAGAGUCAUCCUCUCUUUGAGUUUCCUGAAUCUCGUGCAGAACCUCAUCAUCAGCAGUGGAUUGCUCGUGUGUUCGUUGAUAGUCGCGUGGCGCGUGACCCAAGGCCAAAUGACCGCCAGCGACUUUGUCGUCUUCAUCACGUAUCUGACCCAGCUGUAUGCCCCCCUUAAUCAGCUGGGAUUCAUGUACAGGACCAUCAAUCAGUCACUCGUGGACACAGAAAAGCUGCUCAAGCUGCUCAACGAACCGACGGAGGUCAACGACAGGCCAAAUGCGACCAAUCUCGUCAUUGACGGCGGAGAGAUCGAAUUCGCGACGCAAGAGAACGUCAACUUCUCGUAUGAUAACAGAACCACGGCUUUGAACGGCGUCUCAUUCAAAGUGCCGAAAGGCUCUUCGGUAGCCCUUGUUGGCGAGUCGGGAGCAGGAAAAUCGACUGUUUUGCGCCUGCUUUACCGUUUCUACGAUCUUCCUGAGGGAGGAGGGAGGAUUCUCAUCGACGGCCAGGACAUUCGCGAGAUCACACAAAAGUCUCUUCGGUCGGCCAUUGGAGUUGUUCCCCAAGACCCUGUUCUGUUCAACUCGAGCAUCGGCUACAACAUUGGCUACGGAAAAUUCGAUUCGACGCCUGAGGAAAUCGAGGAGGCGGCCAAGUCGGCUCAGAUGCACGAGCGCAUUUCGGGCUUCCCCGAUGGCUACGACACCAAGGUUGGCGAACGGGGCGUGCGCUUGAGUGGCGGCGAGAAGCAGAGGGUGGCGAUUGCGCGGACGCUUCUCAAGAACCCUCCGAUCCUCCUUCUCGACGAGGCGACAAGUGCCCUCGACACUUCUACCGAAAAGGACAUCCAGAAAGCACUACACAACCUUGUUCAAGGCCGUUCGUCGCUGUCCAUCGCUCAUCGGCUGUCGACCAUCUCUUCUGCUGACAUCAUCCUGGUUCUCAAGGACGGUCAAAUCGUCGAGCAAGGCAGCCACGCUGAGCUUCUUGGUCUUGGUGGUGUCUUUGCCUCGAUGUGGGCAGACCAGGUGUCCAAAGACCCGGAACUGAAGGACCCAGAACUCAAGGACCCGGAGAUUGCCGACGUCCCUAUUGUUGAACAAGGUUAUUCUGCCGAGCCCGAGAUCUCUCCCGAGGUCGCCGCCGAGGUUCCUGAAGUGACUGCUGAGAUCCCAGCUAUUGGCGAAGAUACUAUCAUCGAGACUCCGGAAGCUGAGCCAGAGAUGCUUCCUCCUGUCGAGGCUGAGCCGGUCGUGGCGCCUGUCGUUUCUCAACCGAUCGCUUUCCCGUCGUCAGAUCCCGAGCCAAUUUCGUUCCCGACAUCAGAAUCUGAAGUCGACGCUCCCCUUUCUUUCCCGGUGUCCGAACCGGUGUCUGAACAAGCUGAAUCAACGCCCUUAAUGUUCCCCACUUCUGAUGAACCAGCGUCCGAGGUCGAGAAAAUGUCCCCCGGUGUUACAUUCGAGCCCGGGCUGACCUCGCCCACAACAUCUCCUGACCCAGAGGCCGAGCCAAAGCGGAAACGGAUCUCAUCUCAGAAUUUCCAACGCAUUGCGCGUCGGAUUUCUUUGACCACUCGUCGACAAGGAUCUACCUCCGGCAUCGCUUCCAUCAUCCCCGGCCUUCGGCGUGACAAGAGUGACAAGGCUGUGCCCACUGAAACGGGCAGCCUCCGCGGCGAGACCAUCGGCAGGGACUCUACAGACAGUCCAACCCCAAGUCUUUCUAGUGACAAGGGCAAGGCCUCGACCAAGACUCUCAAGAAGGACAAACGGAAGAGCACACUGAGCUAAGCGCUCAUUCACGUGACCCUCCUCAUUAACGAAAAUUUGACGACUAUAUGCAUGCUUUUCAUGACUCACCUCGCAUACUUCUACUUC
This is a messenger RNA of Mycena citricolor, 4166 nucleotides long. NCBI's taxonomy places the organism in Eukaryota, Fungi, Basidiomycota, Agaricomycetes, Agaricales, Mycenaceae. The record is from the annotation of a GenBank genome assembly.